Molecule: messenger RNA, 723 nt
Organism: Colletotrichum gloeosporioides
Lineage: Eukaryota; Fungi; Ascomycota; Sordariomycetes; Glomerellales; Glomerellaceae
Exons: 1
Coding region: 1-723 (240 amino acids)
Source: RefSeq, a predicted model, not a curated record
AUGUCGUUGCAAUCCUGCGGCAUCGCCUGCAGGCUCUUCAGCCUCACGGCCAGAAGCCCUCUUACAUCUCGAUCGCACAAACAGAGUGGCCUGGUCGUUGCUCGCCUCCCUGAAUCAAUCUUCCACCCUCCUCGUUGGGGUCCCUCGGGGACCGCCAGAGCUUUCGCAACAACACCACCACGCGAGGCGACCAACAGCACCAUCUUGACCAUCAUCCAAAAGCUCCGCAACGAGGUCGACACCGCCCAGGCCCAAAACAGAAACCUAGUAGAAAGACUCCAAAAGGCCGACGAAGAGAACAGACGCCUGGCCGCGAAGCUGGGUCAGUCCGACGCGGAAAGGCGCAUCGCGCAGAUGCGGUACGAGAAGAUGAGCGAGCGGCUGACGGAGAACAACAAAACCAUGGAGCGAUGGCAGCAGCGGAAUGUCCGCUUCCAAGAGCAGCUUGAGGUUGAGGCGAAGAGGAACCUCGAGAAAGCCAAGCACGACUUUGAGAGGAAGUGUGAGAACAACCUGAAGUCGUACUUGAAGCUUGCCGAGAGCAAGGAUGCCCAUAUUCGGGAGCUUGAGGACAUGAAGCACUCGGCCUGGGUGGUUGCUGCAUUGAUCAAGGUUGUUGGGGGAACCAUUUGCAUUGGCAUCAUUCUACGUUUUAUCUUGUUUGCGGGUUUGGUGAUUGAGGAGGAUUUGAGGAAGGCGAAGAUGGAGAAUAAGAACAUGUGA